AAGAAGAAGAUCGAGCGUGCCGCAUGGUUCAGCUCGGGGCGGGGCGUGCAGCGUGGUAAACGCAGCAGCUUGCAGAGAUCACGGCCACCGCUCGUCCUCGCUCCAUGGACAGGUUCCUGCUGUCCGAGCGGAACACCUACCUCGGAAACACGGGUGCCGAGCGAAUAGACAAGCUGCUGAAGCUGUUGCCGAUCGUGACGCUGGUGGUGACGCUGGUGACGUUCGUUGCGUUCGUGGUGGCGUACAAGAACCGGCAGGAGCGACCCGCCUACGUGGUUCAGACGCACGAAUCGCAGAUCGAAGGCAGGGCCGUCAUGGUCGAAGGUGUCCAGGUCGUGGAGUUCCUGGGCAUACCGUUCGCCGAAAGCACGGCCGGCUCGAGUCGCUUCCGCAGGCCAGUGGCGCGCUCGUUGCCCCGCAGGCUGAGCGCUCGCCGGUGGGGCCCCCCGUGCAUACAGCGGAAGGACGGCGGCUCCUCGACCAAUUUCUCUUCGACUACGGCGACGUACGAAGAGACGGCGACGACCGCGAGUGGCCGGGAUCAACCAACGUCCGAUGCCCAGCCCACUUCGUUGCCGUCUGUGGCCGCCGCCGUCGUCUCGGAAACGGGAGGAGAGGAUUUUCGCGGUACCAGCGGAGUCACACCGCCAGCACCUGGAGUGUUGGACGCCCGCGAACAGCCUUCGGAGGACUGCCUGCAUCUCAACAUCUGGGUUCCCCACACGGAGUCUGGCAACUCCAGCACGUCGUCAGACUCGGGCGAGGUGAAGCAGCGCGGGCCCAAGAGACCUGUGAUCGUCUUCUUCCAUGGCGGUGGCUUCCAGGAGGGGUCCAACAGCGAUCCCAGAUACGAUGGCAGGUACCUAUCGGCGCUUGGAGGCGUGGUAGUGGUGGUUCCCAAUUACCGUGUCGGUCCCCUCGCCUUCAUCGGCUCCGAUGACGGCAACGACGAAGAUGAGCCUGGGAACCUGGCAUUGCUGGACCAGCGGAUGGCGCUGGAAUGGGUGCGCUCGUACAUCGACGACUUCCAUGGCGACCCCGGCUGUAUUGUGGUCGCCGGAGCCGGCUCCGGGGCCUCGUCGCUGGCGCUGCACCUCGUGAGCCCCGAGGCGCAGGGGACACUGAUGGACCUGCGCCGCUUCGUUCUGCACAGCGGCUCGGCCUUCGGCCCUUACGCUGAUCACAGCGGGCCUAGACAGUCUACGCAGAACCUGGUCCCCGUGGCACGCAGCGUGGGCUGCACCGGGAGCGGCACGGCUGACAUCAUUCGCUGCCUGCGCACAGUGUCGGCCGACGCGCUCGCGAGGCUCGAGCCUGGACCGGGCGGGCCCUUCGAGCCCACGUUCGAGAGUCAGUACCUGCCGGACACGCCGUCCGGCCUGCUCCUCAAGAUACCCCCUUUCCGGAAGCAGGUUCUCAUGGGCAACGUGGCGGACGAGGGCCUCCAGGCGUUCAGUGCCUUCAACGAAACCCUGCCCGCGGGGCUUUCUCCGGAAUCUGCGCUGCACGAAUUCCUGCCCCAGGAGCUCGCAAAGUAUGGCGUGCACGACGAGGCCAAAGCGUUGCUGCGCGUCUACCUCAAUGACACCGCAGGUGUCGCCGCCGGGUUGACGUGGGACGAGACACAGAGCGUAGUCUCUCACCUGCUGGGCGACCUACUUUAUGUGUGUCCUACCGUUUACCUGGCACAGUACUUGAGCAGGGGAUCCGAGAACCAGGUGUACACGUUUCGAAUGAACCAUCGGCCAUCGUACGGCACUGCCGAAACUAUGAUUCGGUACGAAGACGUGGACCUUGUGUUCGGCCGACCCUUGCGGGAGCAAGGCGCCACGGAUGCCGAAAAAAGCCUCAGCCGCGACAUAAUUCGAGCUUGGAGCAAUUUCGCAAAGUUCGGAGUCCUCCCUCUGGUGAACGAUAGUUCGUCGGGGUCUACCAUCGAGUGGCCGGCUCAUUCGGAGAGCGAAGAAGCCACGGUCGACAUCAGCACCGCCGGAUUCAGCCUGGUUCCCGACGAGCACCGGGGCCACUGUUUGCAGCUGCAGGCUCUGGCUGCCGACGACGUUGUGUGAAAACGCCAUUCGGCCUCGACCACAAAUGGCCGGCUUACCGCGAAACUUCGCUUCGACGAGGCAGCACGUCUCGAAAAAAAAAAGAAAGCAUAGAAAGAACCAAGUGGAGCGGAUGGCGUAGCAGCCGCCAAUGCAGGCGCCUCGGGCUUGUUUCGUUCUGUUCUCGCAACAGACCCGUUUUGCAUACGAAUAUGACGAAAGGCUGUUUGGACUUUCUUCUAAAAAGUAAAGGCGGAAUCCAACGCCGCACACGACACGAGCGCCCUCGCCCGGCUCUCUGGUGUGACACACGCAGUUUUUGCAAUCAAUACUGCUAUGUGCACUGCUGUACGCUUGGUUUCGCGCUCUAAAUUUGAUUUCGGCAUUACCUGACGCGGUACCUGAAUUAACAAGCCGUAAAUAAUUUUGUUGCCUUUCAUGGCUGCUAUUUAUUUCUUGUUUUCUUGGCUGCCAUAUUUGCUUGCAGCGGCACUUUUAAUAAAGGUAUAUUGUGAAAAAUU
Messenger RNA from Dermacentor albipictus, 2569 nucleotides. Its product is annotated as cholinesterase-like. Gene Ontology annotation, biological process: acetylcholine catabolic process; choline metabolic process. Gene Ontology annotation, molecular function: acetylcholinesterase activity. Gene Ontology annotation, cellular component: plasma membrane. Lineage: Eukaryota; Metazoa; Arthropoda; Arachnida; Ixodida; Ixodidae. The record is from RefSeq and is a predicted model, not a curated record.